Messenger RNA from Tarenaya hassleriana, 1497 nucleotides. RefSeq lists its product as uncharacterized. Bases 14 to 1306 code for a protein of 430 amino acids. The transcript has 6 exons. Lineage: Eukaryota; Viridiplantae; Streptophyta; Magnoliopsida; Brassicales; Cleomaceae. The record is from RefSeq and is a predicted model, not a curated record.
AUCGUCAAAACAGAUGGAUCAAUGUUUUUGCGUUGCAUUGCAACCCCUCAACACAAAGGCAUUUCCUUUUUUUUUGGGGGGGUCUAUUUCUCAAACAUUUCCCAGAUUUCAGAUUCCAAACAAGAAGAAGAAGAAGAAAGGGAUGGCAUACAGGAGGAGGCAGGGGAUAACGAGGGCGACAACGUUCAAGGAAGAGAUUUACAAGCAACCGCCAAAGGAAGAUGCGAAGGGCAGCAAAUCCUUCUCUUCUUCCAAUUCAUCCCUCGCCGCUCAGGCCAUCCGUGCUUCCUCUGCAUUCCGCGAUUCUCCUCCUCCUCUUUCUCAGGUGCGAGGAUUCAACGCCUAUGAAGAUCCAUCUAAGAACGAAAAUCGUGGUUUCUGGGGAAUCCUGGCUCAGAAAGCCAAAGCCAUCCUCGAGGAUGAUGACGUGAUUCCCCAACUGCAUCUGCAUCCGUCCAAUGAGUCAUCCCCAUUAAACGAUAGGAAAGUUGACAAUCCAAAGAUCCGCAAAAGCCUUGACAAACUCACCUUCUCUCUCAACCAGAUGGGAGAGUCUUUCGAGAAGGCCUUCGAGGAAGGACGCACUCUCGUCGAAAACAAGGCAGCAGAUAUCAUCCAAGAAACGCGAAGACUUCAAAUCAGGCGAAAGGGAUCUGAUGCUGACACAGAAAAUCAAUCCUCUGGAGGGAACAGCCCUUGGCAGCCUCUGGUACUCAACCCCACAAUCCACGAGUCCCAACUCAAGGCAUCCCGCGAUGUGGCAAUGGCUACAGCAGCCAAAGCAAAACUGCUUCUUCGGGAGCUGAAAACCCUGAAAGCAGACUUAGCUUUCGCCAAGGAGAGGUGUGCCCAGCUCGAAGAAGAGAACAGACGCCUUAGAGAUAGUCGCGAGAAAGGCAACAACCCUGCAGAUGACGAUCUGAUAAGGCUUCAGCUGGAAACUCUGCUGGCAGAGAAAGCUCGAUUAGCUCAUGAGAAUUCCAUAUAUGCGAGGGAGAACAGGUUCUUGCGGGAGAUUGUGGAGUACCAUCAGUUAACUAUGCAGGAUGUGGUUUACAUAGACGACGGCAUUGAGGAAGUUGCAGAGGUGAACCCUUCCAUAACAAGGACGCUAUCUCUGGCCUCAUUUGCAGCCUCUGACUCGCACUCCAUCUUGUCAUCUCCGUCCUCUCUAUCCUCACCUCCUCGCCUUUCCGACAUUUAUCCACCUGCCAAUGAUGAAGAGAAUCUGCAACCGAUUCCACCUCCUUCAGUGCCUCAUCCAGUUGACGUCAAGAGACCACCACCCUCCCACUCUUCUGCUUAGAAAUUACAUCCACUCUUUUUUUUCUUUGUUCCCUUGUUUUGGCCGAGUAAUCAAUCUGAUUGCUUUCAUCCCCAAUAUUCCUUAUUUCUGUGCAGUAGACGCUCCACAUUCAUCAAUCUGCUUCCACAUCCGAAUGUAAAUCAGUUUUCAAAGAAGAUUUUGUCUCAAUAAACAAACAUAUUUCAAUGUUA